Messenger RNA from Balaenoptera musculus (blue whale), 1551 nucleotides. It is a transcript of the gene NEU4, whose product is annotated as neuraminidase 4. The record is from RefSeq and is a predicted model, not a curated record. Gene Ontology annotation, biological process: ganglioside catabolic process; oligosaccharide catabolic process. Gene Ontology annotation, cellular component: lysosome; membrane; cytoplasm. Gene Ontology annotation, molecular function: exo-alpha-sialidase activity. Lineage: Eukaryota; Metazoa; Chordata; Mammalia; Artiodactyla; Balaenopteridae.
AUGUCCCGCUGGGGCCUGGAGUUCAGGACCCUUAUCUGCAGGAGAGCUGCUGGGCCCCCCUUGGGUCAGCAGGCAACCCUCUAUACGUCUCCUGGCCACCCCCAGGACCCCAGGUCUGAGAGGGUGAUGGCAGUGGAAGCCUGGCGUCUGGAGCAUGGGGCCCCGCGUGUCCCCGCGCAGACCGUGCUCUUCCAGGGCAAGAGGGCCGGCCUGACGUACCGCGUGCCCUCACUGCUGCCCGUGCCCCCAGGGCCCACCCUGCUGGCCUUCGCGGAGCAGCAGCUGAGCCCCGACGACGCCCACGCCCACCGCCUGGUGCAGAGGACCGGCACGCUGGCUGGGGGCCCCGUGCGGUGGGGCGCCGCGCGCGUGCUGGGGGCGGCGGCCCUGGACGAGCACCGCUCCAGGAACCCCUGCCCGGUGCACGUCGUGCGCACGGCGGUCUUCCUCUUCAUCGCCGUGCACGGCCGCGAGGCCGCGCAGAUCGCUGCGGGCGAGAACGCCGCGCGCCUCUGCUGCGUGACCAGCGAGGACGCGGGGCGCAGCUGGGGUGGCGCGCGGGACCUCACAGCGGAGGCAGUGGGCGGCGCCGAGCAGGACUGGGCCACGUUUGCUGUCGGCUCCACCCAUGGCGUCCGGCUGGGCUCGGGCCGCCUGCUGGUGCUGGCCUACACGUACCGCGUGGACUGGCGAGAGUGCUUCGGUGAGAUCUGUGGGACCGACCCCCACUCCUGCCGCACCUGGCACCGCGGGGGCCUCGUGCCCAACCUGCGCUCGGGCGAGGGCCAGUUGGCGGUGGUGGACAGAGGGCCAGCCGGGGGCAUCCUCUACUGCAAUGUGGAGCCCCUGGGCAGCCAUGUGCAGGUGCUCAGUGUAGACGAGGGUGCCUCCUUCCUGCCUGGGGAGCUGGUACUUGCCCUGGCCGAGACCGCCGGGGGCUGCCAGGACAGCAUUGUGGGCUUUCCGGCCCCGCCCUCCAGCAGGCCGGAUGAUGAGGGGUGCUCCAUGGGUACCAGGAACCCCCUCCACCUUCCACACCUCUGCCCUGAGCCCCAGGAACCCCCAGAGAAGGAGGGCGCUGGAGACACCCGAGGGGGCGGGGGGCUGGGUGGGACAGAGGGAUGUGGGGAUGGCCCCAGUGAGCCUGGCCCAGGGUCUGGGCUUGGUGGGAACAGGGGGGCCUGGACCCGAGCUCCUGGUCCCCCCUCGGCCUUGUCUCAGAGCCCCACGUGGCUGCUGUAUUCCCACCCGGUGGGGCGCAGGGCACAGCUCCACAUGGGCAUCCUCCUGAGCCGGUCCUCGGACCCCCACAGCUGCACGGAGCCCUGGGCGAUCCACGAGGGCCCCAGUGGCUACUCUGACCUGGCGUCCAUCAGGCCCACCCCCGAGAGAGCCCUGACCUUCGCCUGUCUGUACGAGAGUGGGACCGGGGUCUCCUACGAGGAGAUCUCCUUCUGCAUGUUCUCCCUGCAGGAGGUCCUGGGGAACGUGAGGGCGGCGCGGCAUCCCAGCCUUGGGGACAAGCCUCCGGGGCGCUGCCGGCCCUCCUGA